This is a messenger RNA of Oreochromis aureus, 9431 nucleotides long. Its product is annotated as mucin-5AC-like. The transcript has 2 exons. The record is from RefSeq and is a predicted model, not a curated record. The coding region runs from base 63 to 8117 and encodes 2684 amino acids. NCBI's taxonomy places the organism in Eukaryota, Metazoa, Chordata, Actinopteri, Cichliformes, Cichlidae.
CUGAGGUGGGUGUUUUUACACUCUCUCCCUCCUCUCCCUUCACUCUUUGCUCUCAGGCUGCAAUGAGGUUAACAGCCCUUUGCGUAUGUGGGACCCUGCUGGCCUUCUCAAGUCUCUCUUGGAUCACAGCAGACUCUGAUGAAGGAAUACUCCUUGUGGAUAAAGGAUUUGGCCCCUGCACUGUAACACUGACGCCUGGGGGGCCGUGCAGACAGGUGCAGCAUGAGAGCACGUGCCCUUACUUACUCACUUUGCCACCGCUGAGGAUUCACCUGCCACAGCAGCUCAAAGAGCUGGAGAAGAUCGUGGAGGACCUGCAGAAGCUGAAGGACAGUGUGGAUGAACUGCGAGAGAUCUGCGCAGACUGUACAGUAAGCCAAACUGAGAGAGAGUGUGGAAGGCAAAGAGAGAAUGAGCGUGAGACGCUGAGUGAGGGGACGGAUAGACGUGAGGAUGAGAGAAACUGGGUGAAUGAGAGACUUCAAGAGAAUGGUUUUAAACAAGAGUGCAGCACAGUCAGUGUUAUGGAAGGAGAUGGACACUUGGAAAAAACAGGCACUCAGGAAGAGAAAGAAAGAAAGAAAUGGGAGACAGAAAGAGAGAGCAAUGGAGGACUCAUAAAAGAAAAUGAGGAAGGAGAAACUCUGACAGAAGUGCUGGAAACUGAUGGAACAACUCAAUCGGACAGAGGAAAAGGAAAGGACAAAGUGGUUCCAACAAAGGUAAAUACUGGUGGUGUAAAUGAGGGAACAGUAGGAGAAAAGGUUGCUGACAAAAACAAUAGGCAGGGGGAGAGAGACAGAAAUAAAGACACCGCCGGAGAAGAGAAUUCAAAGGGAUAUCAAGAGAAUAUUCUGGAGCAUGGAAAAGAAAGAAAGACUUUCACUAAUGUAAAUAAAACUGAAGAAAGUGGUCAUCACGUGUGGCAAGAUAAAACAGAGGAAAUAGAGACGCAAACUGAAGCCAGUGAUAGGAUAAAGAUGUCAGAGAACCAUGAUGAGAAUACAAAUCAGGAGCAAGAGCAGAGCAGGGAGGAGAAGAAAAAGGAAAUGGAAAAGAGAGUAAAAGUAGAGCAAAAUAAUGAGGAACGAAAACAGACCGAAAGCAUCAGGCGCACUGAAAAAGAAAAGACUAUAAAAGAGGGGGGCGAGGGCAGGGAGACGGGAAAGGAGAUCAAAACAGAAGACGAAGAGACAGAGAGUGGAGAGGGAGACGUUGAUAGAGAAUUACCGUCCAGCAAAGCAACUAAAAGGACAGACUUUGUUUCAAUCAGCCCAACUCCUCACUCUACAAUUAACAUAGCUCUAGGGCUAGACUCUGUGGACUCGAAUGAAGCUACGUCAUCUAUUCCAUCUCCCCCUCUGCCCAGCUCCACCUUGCAUUAUAUCACAGAUGUCAGUCACGAGAUAACAACCCAAAACACAGGCCUUGUAGCAGCUGGGAUUUCUAAGCCUCCAAAACCUGAUGCAAAGACUCACACAGAAACUACAAUGAGCACAGUGAGUGGACAACACAUAACCAAUCAAACUACUACAUCGAGGCCAGGCCUCCACAGUCACAUUAGUUCAACGACGACAACUACAGUCUCCAGAGCUCAUCAUCAGGAUUUAACUGUAGGAGCUAAAAAGAACAUGAGCUCAAAUACUAAGAUUGGAGCAAAACCUCUGCCAGGCCAAGGACCAAAGCCUGGCAAAAGACCAAAAUACAACCAAAAGAAGCAUCCUUUUCACCACAAACCCAGAAUUGACCAAAGACCUAAACCUAAACCUGGAAAAGACCCAAAAGGAGUCGAAACUUCAAAACCUAAGCAAAUAAUUCCCCCUCAUAUUUUACCCACUGAUCAAAAUUUGAAUAACAAUUCUAUACCUAAACAUGGCCAAAAUUAUACACCUGAUCAAAACAAGUUACCUAUUCAAAAGUCAAAACCUAAUGAAAAGACUGUGACUCCUAUUUGGACACCUCCACCACAUCAUAGACCUCAGAAUGAAAACACGACCAAAUCUGAUGAAUAUCCUGGAAUUGACCAAGAGCACGAGUCUGAUCACAUUCCUGCUACUAAUCAAACCGAGACUGAACCGCAAAUGUCUUAUUCUAAUCAAGGUUCAACACUGCGAAACAAGACCAGACCGGAUCUAACGAAAACAGCCCCCAACCAAAAGCCUAAAAUCACCCAGAUCAUCCCUACAAAACCCAAACCUGUCCAAGAGCCUGAAUCAAAAGAAAGUCCAACAGCUAGCUACACAGAAAAACCUAAACAAAAGGAGACAUCUGAUGAAAAUCCCUCACAAGUGUCUAAUUCUAAUCAAGAUUCAACACCGCGAAAGAAGACCAUACCUGAUCUAACAAAAACACCCGCUAACAAAAAGCCUAAAACCAGACAGAACAUCCCUACAAAACCCAAACCUUUCCAAGAUCGUGAUUCAAAAGAAAGUUCAACAGCUAGCUAUGCAGAAAAAGCUGAACAAAAUGAGAAAUCUGAUGAAAAUCCAUCGCAAGUGCCUUAUUCUAAUCAAGAUCCAUUAACUGGAAAGACGACUAUACCAGAUCUACUGAAAACACCCCCCAACCAAAAGCCUAAAAUCACCCAGAUCAUCCCUACAAAACCAAAACCUGUCCAAGAGCAUGAAUCAAAAGAAAGUCCAACAGCUAGCUACACAGAAAAACCUAACCAAAAGCAGACAUCUGAUGAAAAUCCCUUACAUGUGUCUAAUUCUAAUCAGGAUUCAACACCGCGAAACAAGACCACACCUGAUCUAAUGAAAACACCCCCUAAGGAAAAGCCUAAAACCAGACAGAACAUCCCUACAAAACCCAAACCUGUCCAAGAGCAUGAAUCAAAAGGUAGUUCAACAGCUGGCUAUGCAGAAAAAGCUAAACAAAAUGAGACAUCUGAUGAAAAUCUAUCACAAGUGCCUUAUUCUAAUCAAGAAUUAUCAUCUGGAAAAAAGACUAUACCGGAUCUAAUGAAAACACCCCCCAACCAAGAGCCUAAAAUUAGCCAAAUCAUCCCUACAAAACCAAAACUGGCCCAAGAGCCUGAAUCAAAAGAAAGUCCAACAGCUAGCUACACAGAAAAACCUAAACAAAAGGAGACAAUUGAUGAAAAUCCCUCAUAUGUGUCUAAUUCUAAUCAGGAUUCAACACCACGAAACAAGACCAUACCUGAUCUAACGAAUACACCCCCUGAGGAAAACCCUAAAACCAGACAGCAUGUCCCUACAGAACCCAAACCUGUCCAAGAGCAUGAAUCAAAAGUAAGUCCAACAGCUAGCUAUGCAGAAAAAGGUAAACAAAAUGAGACAUCUGAUGAAAAUCCAUCGCAAGUGCCUUAUUCUAAUCAAGCUCCAUCAUCUGGAAAGACCAUAUUGGAUCUAACGAAAACACCCCCCAACCAAAAGCCUAAAACUAGCCAGAUCAUCCCUACAAAACCAAAACCUUUCCAAGAGCCUGAAUCAAAAGGUAGUUCAACCGCUGGCUAUGCAGAAAAACCUAAACAAAAUGAGAAAUCUGAUGAAAAUCCACAGCAAGUGUCUUUUUCUAAUCAAGACCCAACAUCUGGAAAGAAGACCAUACCGGUUCUAACGAAAACACCCCCCAACCAAAAGCCUAAAAUUAGCCAGAUCAUCCCUACAAAGCACAAACCUGUCCAAGACCCUAAAGCAAAAGGAAGUCCAACAGCUAGCUACACAGAAAAACCUAAACAAAAGCAGACAUCUGGUGAAAAUCCCUCACAAGUGUCUAAUUCUAAUCAGGAUUCAACACCGCGAAACAAGACCACACCUGAUCUACUGAAAACACCCCCUGAGGAAAACCCUAAAACCAGACAGAAUGUCCCUACAAAACCCAAACCUGUCCAAGAGCAUGAAUCAAAAGUAAGUCCAACAGCUAGCUAUGCAGAAAAAGCUAAACAAAAUGAGAAAUCUGAUGAAAAUCCACUGCAAGCGCCUUAUUCUAAUCAAGAUCCAUCAUCUGGAAAGAAGACCAUAUUGGAUCUAACGAAAACACCCCCCAACCAAAAGCCUAAAACCAGACACAACAUCCCUACAAAACCAAAACCUGUCCAAGAGCCUGAAUCAAAAGAAAGUCCAACAGCUAGCUACACAGAAAAACCUAACCAAAAGCAGACAUUUGAUGAAAAUCCCUCACUCAUCUCCAAUUCUACUCAAGAUUCAACAUCUGGAAAAAAGACCAUGCCUGAUCUACCAAAAACACCCCCCAACCAAAAGCCUAAAAUCACCCAGAUCAUCCCUACAAAACCCAAACCUGUCCAAGAGCCUGAAUCAAAAGAAAGCCCAACAGCUAGCUACACAGAAAAACCUAAACAAAAGGAGACAUCUGAUGAAAAUCCAUCGCAAGUGUCUAAUUCUAAUCAAGCUCCAUCAUCUGGAAAGAAGACCAUACCAGAUCUAAUGAAAACAGCUCCCAACCAAAAGCCUAAAACUAGCCAGAUCAUCCCUACAAAACCCAAACCUGUCCAAGAGCCUGAAUCAAAAGAAAGUUCAACAGCUAGCUACACAGAAAAACCUAAACAAAAGGAGACAUUUGAUGAAAAUCUCUUGUACAUCUCCAAUUCUACUCAAGAUUCAACAUCUGGAAAGAAGACCAUGCCUGAUCUACCAAAAACACCCCCCAACCAAAAGCCUAAAAUCACCCAGAUCAUCCCUACAAAACCCAAACCUGUCCAAGCGCCUGAAUCAAAAGAAAGCCCAACAGCUAGCUAUACAGAAAAACCUAAACAAAAGGAGACAUCUGAUGAAAAUCCAUCGCAAGUGUCUAAUUCUAAUCAAGAUCCAUCAUCUGGAAAGAAGAUCAUGCCUGAUCUACCAAAAACACCCCCCAACCAAAAGCCUAAAAUCACCCAGAUCAUCCCUACAAAACCCAAACCUGUCCAAGCGCCUGAAUCAAAAGAAAGCCCAACAGCUAGCUAUACAGAAAAACCUAAACAAAAGGAGACAUCUGAUGAAAAUCCAUCGCAAGUGUCUAAUUCUAAUCAAGAUCCAUCAUCUGGAAAGAAGACCAUACCGGAUCUAAUGAAAACAGCUCCCAACCAAAAGCCUAAAAUUAGCCAGAUCAUCCCUACAAAACCCAAACCUGUCCAAGAGCAUGACUCAAAAGUUAGUCCAACAGCUAGCUACACAGAAAAACUUAAACAAAAGGAGACAUCUGAUAAAAAUCCAUCGCAAGUGUCUAAUUCUAAUCAAGAUCCAUCAUCUGGAAAGAAGACCAUACCGGAUCUAAUGAAAACAGCUCCCAACCAAAAGCCUAAAAUUAGCCAGAUCAUCCCUACAAAACCCAAACCUGUCCAAGAGCAUGACUCAAAAGUUAGUCCAACAGCUAGCUACACAGAAAAACUUAAACAAAAGGAGACAUCUGAUAAAAAUCCAUCGCAAGUGUCUAAUUCUAAUCAAGAUUUAAUACCUGGAAAGAAGACCACACCUGAUCUACUGAUAACACCCCCCAAACAAAAGCCUAAAACCAAACAGAGCAUCCCUACAAAACCCAAACCUGUCCAAGUGCCUGAAUCAAAAGAAAGUUCAACAGCUAGCUACACAGAAAAACCUAAACAAAAGGAGACAUCUGAUGAAAAUCCAUCGCAAGUGUCUAAUUCUAAUCAAGCUCCAUCAUCUGGAAAGAAGACCAUACCGGAUCUAAUGAAAUCAGCUCCCAACCAAAAGCCUAAAAUUAGCCAGAUCAUCCCUACAAAACCCAAACCUGUCCAAGAGCAUGACUCAAAAGUUAGUCCAACAGCUAGCUACACAGAAAAACCUAAACAAAAGGAGACAUUUGAUGAAAAUCUCUCGUACAUCUCCAAUUCUACUCAAGAUUCAACAUCUGGAAAAAAGACCAUGCCUGAUCUACCAAAAACACCCCCCAACCAAAAGCCUAAAAUCACCCAGAUCAUCCCUACAAAACCCAAACCUGUCCAAGAGCCUGAAUCAAAAGAAAGCCCAACAGCUAGCUACACAGAAAAACCUAAACAAAAGGAGACAUCUGAUGAAAAUCCAUCGCAAGUGUCUAAUUCUAAUCAAGAUCCAUCAUCUGGAAAGAAGACCAUGCCUGAUUUGCUGAAAACAGCACCCAGCCAAAAGCCUAAAACUAGCCAGAACAUUCCUGUGACACCUAAACCCACCCAAAAGCCUGAAUCAAAAGAAAGUCCAACAGCUAGAUAUACAGAAAUACCUAACCAAAAGGAGACAUUUGAUGAAAAUCUCUCAUACAUCUCCAAUUCUACUCAAGAUUCAACAUCUGGAAAGAAGACCAUACCGGAUCUAACGAAAACACCCCCUAACCAAAAGCCUAAAACCAGACAGAACAUCCCUACAAAAUCCAAAACUUAUCAAGUGCCCAACCAACCAAGACAUACAAAACCUGGGACAAGCUUCAAGCCAAAACCGAAUGUAAGGCCCAAAACUGGCCCCAAACCACCAGAAACCAGUCACAACUUUAAAACACCUAAGCCUGGAGAAACGCCUAAUCUGAAUGCCAAGCCUGCACCUCGGGCAGAGUCGAAUAGAACGUCAAAACCAAGGCUUCCCUUCAUUUACCGACCACGAAGCAUGCCUACAGUUAGGCCAGGAGCAACACCAAUUCAAAGGCCAAAACCAGCAGUGCAACCAAAGCUAAGUCCAAAGACCAAAACAAAUCCACCUAACAUCAGCUGGACUACUUCAGAUCACACCCAAACCUCUCAAAUCAACACACCUUCUACAUCUGGCCCCAUAAAGCAUACUGCUGAAGUGACUCAUUCCCCAGGGGACAGAGAGUUCAAUCCCAGUCUAAGGAAAACUAUCACUCCAGGUCCAAAGACCUCCAACAGUCUGGAAAAUGGAGCCUUCCCUCACCUUCAAAGCCUGCCUGAAGAUUCCACUAUGAGCCCAAACAACAGGAUUGUGUCUGAUCUGAGGCCACAAACAGCCAGUCAACCAGCAUCAAUCCCAAUGACAACAAAACCAAACAAAAUCAUCCGUGGGAUCCUCACAAGUGUUAUCCCUAGCACCACUCCAGGAUCCUCACAGUCAGAUAUAAUUACAAAUUCUGGCUCAGACACACAAACUGAGAAACAUCACAAGAUGGACGAAAUAGCUCCUGCAUUCUCUACAACUCCUUCUCCCAUAUCUCACACUAUCUCUCCACCCAGCCCUGACUUCAGGUCAACAACUGCGACCACCCCUGGUCCCAAGCGCCCCGAGCUCCCCGAGCUCCCCGAGCUCGCGGCCGAAGCUUCCACUCCCAGUGCACGUGAGUUACGAGUGAAAAUCAACCAGGUGGCCGCUUUCUUCAAUAACAGCCUGAGUCCUAAUGGCAGACCACCAAACAUGCAUCACAAAGACCACUCAGAAGAGAACCAGGGAGGCAGCAGGCCUGACAGCACGGACGGCAAACUGCCAACAGACAAACCACCUAAAGUUACCAUGCUACCGAGAGACUGCUCGGACCACCUGCUCAGGGGAAAAACAAAAAGCGGGCUUUACCUGGUGACCCCUGACCUCCGCACUAGUAGCUUCUCGGUGUACUGCGAGAUGGAGCAGGAGGGUGGAGGGUGGACCGUCCUGCAGCGCCGCCAGGACGGCAGCGUGAGCUUCAACCGCACCUGGGCAGAAUACCAAUCCGGCUUCGGGGAGCUGGACGGAGGGGAGUUUUGGCUGGGCAACAACAUCAUCCACCUGCUGACCCGCGACAGGGAGAUGGUGCUGCGGGUGGAGCUGGAGGAUUUUGACGGGUUGACGGGGUAUGCGCAGUACGAGCAGUUCAAGGUGGCCAGCGAACGCCUGCGCUAUAGACUGACAGUAGGCAGUUACUCGGGCACCGCAGGUAAUGCUCUCCGCUUCAGCAAAAACUACGACCACAGCAACAGGGCGUUCACCACGCCGGACAGGGACCACGACCGCUACCCCUCCGGGAACUGCGGGGCCUACUACAGCUCCGGCUGGUGGUUUGACGCCUGCAUGAGCGCAAACCUUAACGGGAGAUAUUACGAUGGGAGGUACAAAGGUGUGCGAAAUGGGAUUUUCUGGGGGACAUGGCACAACAUAUUAUCAGAGUACUACCCCACCAAUGAGAGACAGUCUUUUAAGAGAGUGAGGAUGAUGAUCAGACCUAAGGGCUUUGUGCCAUAAGAUGUGCUGGGGAAAGAAAACAAGGGUUUAAAUACCAUCUUUAACGAUAAGCCCGCAGGAUACUCCAUAAAAGUUUAAUAAUGAAAUCUUGUGUACGCGCCACACUAUUUAACCAGUAAGACAAUACUGCCGCCUUGUGGUGUUUUCUAUAAUGUGUUGUUUACAAUAACAGAGGAUGUAUAUACUAGUGACAAAAGCAGGGUUGCUUAGUUUCUUUUAUAACCUUUUCAUAAUAAAGUUAUAACAUUAAUUUUGUCGAAAGGGGAAUUUGAAAAUGAAGAAAAUCUUCAUGUGAAGAGUUAUUUUUCUACCAGUGAUAUGAAUCCAGGGUGACCAGGUGCCCCACUUCACGUGGGACUGCAUGGCAUGUUUAUCCUUGUGCCCCCCUUCAGUCCAACCCAGGCCCCGCAUUUUAAGAAACAUGUGACUCAGACAGAGAUGUGGCGAUCCGUGGAUGCGUCGUUAUCAAACAGUAGGAUUAUUAGGGCUGUAGAAUAAGGAAAUAUAAGAGUGCACAAAGACUAUAAAGCUCGUUACAUACGCACCGGUUUCAAAUAAAUUGUCAUUCCUAUCACACCGAUGCUAACCCUGACACCAGCAUAGUUUUUGUGUAAUUAUUUUUUAUUUAUUUCUUCAGUAACAAAACAAACGGUUUGCCCCACAUGUAGUCUGUUGGGAUCUGGUCACCGUGACGGGUAUGUAGCAUAAGAGACUUUUAUUACAUGUACUGGAAGGGCAGUUCAUAGAUUGAAGCUGUCUGUGGUGUGUUGAAUGCUUUUGUUUUGUUAAAAUGAAUAAAAUGAGUUUACAGAAGCAUUUGCAUUCAGUUCGUUUUCCUCUGUAAUAAUCAGCAGCACAGAUUCACCAAAAUCCAAUAACAAAUAUAGUUAAAUUAAAAAUAACUACAAGUGCAACACCAGGGUCUUCCGACUCAUGACAGGCUGCUCCACCCCCACCAGGCUUCGGUAACAGGGGUCCAAACUCAUUUUUUCCUACAACCUUUGCGACGAACCUAACGUCACUUCCGACCUGAUAGCGUAAUCCGACUGAUUGGACAGAACCAGUAGAGGGGCGGUUCUAAGUUUCCGCCGUUUACGCAAGACGCUACAUCCGGUUUGUUAAGCGUAUGAGAGUGUCACGGAGCAACACCAGAAGUCGAUUACUUCCCCUUCAACUCAAAAUCAUAAACUUAAAAAAAAAAAAAAAAAGUAAGGUGAUGUGGAAAAUUAUGAUUUUUAAUAUUGGACAGUCCACAGAGCAUAGAGAGUAGAAGAGGUUUUGGAAAGCUUGAGCUUAGUGCAAAGCAAAUAUGAU